UUAGCCCUCUAUGACCCCGCCAGCCUUCCGUCCUCGUGUUUAAAGAGCCUUACUGCGGCUCGUGAACGCAGCUCGUCCACACAGUCAGCGGCUGAACUUUGGAGCAAACUCACCACGAUCAGCCUUCGUGAGUCAAACAGGAAGAAACCAUGGCCGGGCCUCCUGUCGUUAUCUGGGAGCACGAAGUGAAGCCGCUGUUGCGUUACCGGGAGCUGGUCCCCCGUCUGGAGGAAGCUUUGGGGAAAUUCUCCAGACGAGACAGCGCAGAGGUGAUCCAGCCGACGCGCACCACUGUGCCGCUGCAGAAGCACAGCGGCUUCCUGGGCUUGAUGCCUACUUACAUGGAGAAUGACGGGAUCCUGUGCACAAAAUUGGUGUGUUUCUACAAAAGGGAGGACGGUUCAAAGCUGCCGUCCACAAACGCAACAGUGGUGCUGCUGGACCCGGAGUAUGGGAAUGUAAAGGCUGUCAUGGAUGGAGAGUUAAUAACAAGCAUGAGGACAGCUGCAGUCUCGGCCAUCUCUGCUAAGUUUCUGAUGGAUCCUGAAGCAAAGGUGUUGGCUAUCUUGGGGACUGGCAAACAGGCCUUAAGUCAUUACAAUGCAUUCACAGAAAUGUUUUCAUUUAAAGAGGUGCGCGUGUGGAGCCGCACGAGACAGGGAGGCGAGAGGUUUUGUAGCUCGGUCAGUGGUCCGGUGAUGAUUUGUGCCUCAGUGGAGGAGGCGGUGAGGGUGGCGGACGCCAUAGUGACGGUAACCAGAUGUACAGAGCCAGUGCUCUUUGGUCAGUGGGUUAAACCAGGAGCCCAUGUGGCAGCAGUGGGAGCUUGCAGGCCAAACUGGCGGGAACUGGAUGACGUGUUGAUGAAGGAGGCGGUGGUGUACACCGACAGCAGGGAGGGAGCUAUGGCAGAGUCCGGUGACGUCAUCCUCUCUGGGGCUGAGGUGUUUGCAGAGCUCGGAGAUAUUAUUAAUGGGACAAAACCUGCCCUCCGAGAGAAGACAACUGUGUUCAAAUCCCUUGGAAUGGGAGUUCAGGAUGCAGUGUCUGCUAAGCUGGUAUUUGACCAAUGGAAAGCCAAAGCCAGUCACCCAUGAAGCGGUCAAGUAUUUAAAUCCUGAUAUGUUUGUUUUACACAAUAGAAUAAAAUCAACAGCAUCACACAAAAGCAAGUCAACUGAGAUGGGAUUUAAGAAGUGAUUCAAAAGAAGACAGCGAGCCUUAUCUCCUCUGGCAGGUCGUUCCAAAGCUGAGGGGCCCUGAUGGCAAGCAAGGUCACCUCUAGAUCCUUCCAACCUCCUAACCGACGUCCAGGCUAAUUAUUUAUAUGGUCGUUAAAAAUAUGUAAUUAUUGACUGGCCCCUGGCUUCCCCUCAUUUUGCAAAAUUGACCCAUAGGCAAGUUGAGUAUCCCUGCACUAGAUAGGCCAACAAACAUUGCCAUCCCAGGAAAGUAAAUCUAAGUGUGUUUGUCCACUGCAGCACUGAAACACUGACAAAAUGAGUCCAAAUUUACAUCGGCUUCCUGGAGCAAAAGUGCAAUUUAAUCAUUGCUCAUUCCUAAAGAAAAUGUAUUUGCUGAGUAGUUAGUGCUCAUAUUGUCUCUCUCAAUUAGACAAGAAGACAAAGCAUUUUUUAACAUGAGUAAUUUGGUAUCAAUCUUUGCAAAUUUCUUUAUACAUAAUUGUAAGUUUAGCAACAGAAAACUUAGUACUGUCUAUUUUCUGAAGUAUGUGAAACUACUCAGUGAUUCCACUAAAAAGUCUAUAACAAGACACUUGAUAUUUGUAUGUUUUAUAUAUGUUUUUUUUUUUUUUUUUUUAAAGUAAUAUCCA
Plectropomus leopardus (leopard coralgrouper) is the source of this 1834-nucleotide messenger RNA. RefSeq names its product crystallin, mu (gene crym). Gene Ontology annotation, cellular component: cytoplasm. Gene Ontology annotation, molecular function: thyroid hormone binding. NCBI's taxonomy places the organism in Eukaryota, Metazoa, Chordata, Actinopteri, Perciformes, Serranidae. Gene Ontology annotation, biological process: thyroid hormone metabolic process. The record is from RefSeq and is a predicted model, not a curated record.